ACGCAGGCGCAGAAGUCCAGCCAGGACUAACUGGUAAGCUCCGCGCAUGCCCAGAAGUCCGAGCCGCUGGCUCCGCCCAGGUCCUCUCCUUUGACAGCUCGGGCUGGCCAGUGGCUGUACUGCGCGGUUUGCUUACCCGGGGAGCAACUCCUCUCACUUUGUUCCCAUCUGAUCACAAUCGGCCUCACCAUGGCUUCUGGUCACUCAGUGCUGAUGCGGCUGGUGGCCUCAUCCUAUUCCAUUGCACAGAAGGCUGGAGGGAUCGUCCGGCAGGUCAUUGCUGAGGGAGACCUGGGCAUUGUGGAGAAGACCAGCGCCGUGGACUUGCAGACCAAGGCAGACCGCUUGGUUCAGAUGAGCAUAUGCUCCUCACUGGCACGCAAGUUCCCCAGACUGACCAUUAUUGGGGAAGAGGAUCUUCCUUCUCAAGAAGUGGACCAGGAGCUGAUUGAAGAUGGGCAGUGGGAGGAGAUACUGAAGCAGCCAUGCCCAGCCCAGUACAAGGCCAUCAGGGAGGAAGAUCUUGUGGUCUGGGUUGAUCCUCUAGAUGGUACCAAGGAAUAUACUGAAGGGCUCCUUGACAACGUCACUGUUCUUAUUGGAAUUGCUUAUGAAGGAAAGGCCAUAGCUGGAGUUAUCAACCAGCCCUAUUAUAACUAUCAGAGAAAUGAAAAGGAGAAGUUAAGGGAACACAGAAACUCAGCGAAGGCAGGCCCAGAUGCCGUGCUGGGGAGGACCAUCUGGGGAGUUUUGGGCUUAGGUGCCUUUGGGUUCCAGCUGAAAGAAGUGCCCGCAGGGAAACACAUCAUCACGACCACCCGGUCCCAUAGCAACAAGCUAGUGACAGAGUGUGUUGCUGCCAUGAACCCUGAUGACGUGGUUCGCGUAGGUGGAGCAGGAAACAAGAUUAUUCAGCUGAUAGAAGGCAAAGCAUCUGCAUAUGUGUUUGCAAGUCCAGGCUGUAAGAAGUGGGAUACAUGCGCUCCUGAAGUAAUUUUACAUGCUGUAGGAGGCAAGUUAACUGAUAUCCACGGCAAUGCCCUUCAGUACAAUAAGGAAGUGAAGCACAUGAACUCGGCAGGUGUUCUGGCCUCCUUGAGGAAUUUUGACUACUAUGCUAGCCGUGUUCCAGAGUCUGUGAAAAAGGCACUUGUCCCCUAAAGGGAUGGCUCCUUCGCUUAGCACUUGGUUCUCAAAGCCACAGCUUGUCAUAUGGAUGUAAUUAGUGGUCUGCCUUAAUCAGUUACUGAGCAAUUCAGACUUUGUUAUUUGGGAAUGGAAAAAUGAUUUAGAGAGCUUAUUCUGACUAAUCACCUGCACCAUGUUGGCAUCUGGAGAAUUUGUGAAGUGCUCUGAUAUGUAUCUUUUUCUCCUCCUGUUGAUAAAAAUUCCAGUGGACUGUCCAGUUUUGCUCUGCAA
This is a messenger RNA of Suncus etruscus (white-toothed pygmy shrew), 1419 nucleotides long. It is a transcript of the gene BPNT1, whose product is annotated as 3'(2'), 5'-bisphosphate nucleotidase 1. The transcript is spliced from 10 exons. Gene Ontology annotation, biological process: phosphatidylinositol phosphate biosynthetic process. NCBI's taxonomy places the organism in Eukaryota, Metazoa, Chordata, Mammalia, Eulipotyphla, Soricidae. The record is from RefSeq and is a predicted model, not a curated record. Bases 190 to 1161 code for a protein of 323 amino acids. Gene Ontology annotation, molecular function: 3'(2'),5'-bisphosphate nucleotidase activity.